Molecule: messenger RNA, 1289 nt
Organism: Populus nigra (black poplar)
Lineage: Eukaryota; Viridiplantae; Streptophyta; Magnoliopsida; Malpighiales; Salicaceae
Product: OVARIAN TUMOR DOMAIN-containing deubiquitinating enzyme 11-like
Exons: 10
Coding region: 441-1121 (226 amino acids)
Biological process (GO): protein deubiquitination
Molecular function (GO): cysteine-type deubiquitinase activity
Source: RefSeq, a predicted model, not a curated record
AUAAAGUAUUUGCCUUUUUCUUUAUGUCUAUUAUAUACUGACCUUUCAUGUCAUUUAUUCAACUGGGUUGAUUUUUUUUUUUUGGCUUGUUUGGUUUCUGGGAAAUGAAAAGAAACAUCUAAAGAUUGAAACUCACUAAAAAAGAUUGAAUCUUUUCAUUUCAACUGUUUUAUCAGCUGGUAAAGUUCAAUUUUUAUACUGGGUUUUCUUUGUUCUUUCCUCAAGUUUCGAGUUUCAGGUUUGUUCUUGGCUGGUUCGUGUGAGCUUUUGGAUUGCUCUUGCUGUUGAAUUGGUUGUCUAGAGUUUUUCUUGUUUGUUUUUUUGCUAUGUUUGGUUGCUGAGAAAAUUGGAAGGGAAUGAUGAUUUGUUUGGUUUCUAUUUGGAGAUUGAUUCAGCUAAAGAAGGUUAGAAUUAGCUGGAUUUGUUGAUGUUGGCAUAGUAUGACUGAAAGCAAUAGCAAUGCAAGUGUGAGCUCGAGUUCGAGUUUGAAUAGCAGCUUUCCGGACAUAGAGGAUGACCAAACCAUUGCAAGCAUCUUAGCAGAAGAUGAAAGUUCUCAAGUUGCUGGAACGCUUGGGAAGAGACUGUCGCAUUUGGACUCCAUACCACACACUCCACGGGUGAAUGGUGAGAUACCUGAUGUGAAUGAUGCAACCUUAGACCAUGAGCGACUGUCUGAAAGGUUGGCAACAUAUGGUUUAGAAGAACUGCAAAUCGAGGGCGAUGGGAAUUGCCAGUUUCGAGCAUUAGCAGACCAAUUGUUCCGCAGUCCAGAUUACCACAAACAUGUGAGGAAGAAAAUAGUCAAGCAGCUAAAGCAUUUCAGAAAAUCAUAUGAGGGAUAUGUCCCCAUGAAGUACAGAAGCUAUGUGAAGAAGAUGAAAAAGCCAGGGGAGUGGGGGGAUCAUCUAACUCUACAGGCAGCGGCAGAUCAAUUUGGAGCCAAAAUUUGUUUGGUAACAUCUUUCCGGGACACAUGCUAUAUCGAGAUCAUGCCCAAAGACAAAAGUCCCACCAGAGAACUUUGGCUGAGCUUUUGGAGCGAAGUUCAUUACAAUUCAUUGUAUGCAACUGGAGAUGUCCCGACCAGAGUAGCAAGAAAGAAGCAUUGGCUUUUUUAAAUGUUUGACAUGCCGGCAGGAGAUCAAGCAAUGUCAUAUCCACUCUUCGUUUGUUCUCUAUACAUGUACAUAAUUUCCAAAUAAGCAAGCAACUAUAGAGUAUUUAACUAGCAAAUAUGUAACUUGAUAUUGAAUUCAAUAUUGUAUAUUCAUUGUUUUUCUUUUUAA